Molecule: messenger RNA, 8246 nt
Organism: Acipenser ruthenus (sterlet)
Lineage: Eukaryota; Metazoa; Chordata; Actinopteri; Acipenseriformes; Acipenseridae
Gene: trip12
Product: thyroid hormone receptor interactor 12
Exons: 42
Coding region: 187-6348 (2053 amino acids)
Biological process (GO): DNA damage response; regulation of double-strand break repair; proteasome-mediated ubiquitin-dependent protein catabolic process
Cellular component (GO): nuclear speck
Molecular function (GO): zinc ion binding; ubiquitin protein ligase activity
Source: RefSeq, a predicted model, not a curated record
GUAGUCCCUGGCAGGAGGGGGCCCCGAUGCGGAGGUAUACUGCAGUUGCAGGUCCCUCAGCUGAUGAUUGAAGGUAAGCUGAGAGAGUGGAGCUGAAAUACAGUCUGUAACAACAACUACAACACUGGAACAAAUAGUGAAUGGUAGUGUCUAGAAAGGGUAUGUCCCUUCAGGAGAGAGGUGCCAAUGUCCAACCGGCCUAAUAACAAUCCAGGGGGGUCACUGCGACGUUCACAGAGGAACACUGCCGGGGCCCAGCCACAAGACGACGCAGUUGGAGGAAGGUUACACUCAGAGCAGGCAAAACAUAAAGCAAAUUCCCCACCUGAGAAUAGAAGAUCACUUUCUAAGACCUCAAAAGUACAGUCCAACACUGCCUCUAGACAAUCCAGAGGACACAGCUCUAAAAGAAACAGUAUUUCAUCAGCAGCACCAUUACUGCAGCAAGAGGACCCAGAUACAGCAAGUACUUCAGAGAGACACAAAACAGGACAGCCUAAGCGGGACAGCUCCCGAGGAGUUAAACGCAAUUCGAGUCCUGAAUUCAACAGCACAUACUCUCCCAGCCCAGCCAAGAAGCCCAAAGCACUUCAGUCCACUGAAAGCUCUGAGGCAAAGAAAGUCCCAGCUAAAUCUAAGAAAAGACAGUUGGCACAAGACCAGCAGCCAAAACCAGAUCAGUCGGCAUCGACAAGUAAAGCCUCUAACAGAAAGAGUGGAGCUACGGGGGGCUCCCCAACUCAGAAAAGAAAUAAAAUUGAUAAUUCCUCUAAUUUAAAAAGUGGUACUGGGUCUCAUUCAACCUGUGCUGAAGAGAGGUCUGCAAAACCCACCAAACUGGCUUCUAAAUCAGCAACCUCAGCCAAAGCUGGGUGUAGCACUGUCACGGAUUCAUCCUCUUCAGCCUCUACAUCCUCUUCCUCUUCCACAGCCGUACCUCAGGGCGCCCGGGUCAAACAAGGGAAAGACCAGAACAAGGCAAGGCGUUCCCGCUCGGCCUCCAGCCCCAGCCCCCGUCGGAGCAGCCGCGAAAAGGAGCAGAACAAAACUGCUGGCUCUUCAAAGUUUGAGUGGCCCCGCUUUAGCCCUAAAGUCACCCUGCCAAAACCAAAACUGUCUCUACCAGGGUCUUCCAAGUCGGAGACUUCAAAACCUGGGCCUUCUGGACUUCAAGCCAAACUAGCAAGCUUGAGAAAGUCCACAAAGAAACGCAGCGAGUCCCCACCAGCAGAGCUCCCCAGUUUACGGCGGAGCACACGCCAAAAGACCACGGGCUCCUGUGCUAGUACCAGUCGGCGAGGCUCUGGCCUGGGCAAGCGGGGUGCAGCUGAAGCUCGCCGACAGGAGAAAAUGGCAGAUUCUGACAACAACCAGGAUGGAGCCAACUCUUCAGCUGCACGCACAGACGAGGCGCCCCAAGGAGCAUCAGCUUCUAGUUCAGUGGCUGGGGCUGUAGGAAUGACCACCUCAGGAGAGAGUGAGUCUGAUGACUCAGAAAUGGGUAGACUACAAGCUCUCUUAGAGGCUCGGGGCCUUCCUCCUCACCUUUUUGGUCCUCUUGGUCCUCGAAUGUCACAGCUUUUCCACAGGACGAUUGGAAGCGGGGCGAGCUCCAAGGCCCAGCAGCUCCUUCAGGGUCUCCAGGCCACUGGUGAUGAGUCUCAACAACUCCAGGCUGUAAUUGAGAUGUGUCAGUUACUGGUCAUGGGAAAUGAGGAAACUCUGGGGGGGUUUCCAGUGAAGAGUGUUGUACCAGCAUUGAUAAGCCUAUUACAAAUGGAGCAUAAUUUUGACAUUAUGAACCAUGCAUCAAGAGCUUUGACAUACAUGAUGGAAGCACUUCCCAGGUCAUCGGCUGUGGUGGUUGAUGCUAUUCCUGUCUUUCUGGAAAAGUUGCAAGUUAUCCAGUUUAUUGAUGUGGCAGAACAGGCCCUGACAGCUCUGGAAAUGCUAUCACGCAGACACAGCAAGGCAAUUCUACAGGCUGGAGGUUUGGCAGACUGUUUGCUGUAUCUGGAGUUUUUCAGCAUCAACGCUCAGAGAAAUGCCCUGGCAAUUGCUGCCAACUGCUGCCAGAGCAUCACCCCGGAUGAGUUUCACUUUGUUUCAGAUUCCCUGCCCUUACUCACUCAGAGGCUAACCCACCAGGAUAAAAAAUCGGUUGAAAGCACUUGCCUCUGUUUUGCCCGGCUUGUGGACAAUUUUCAGCAUGAGGAGAACUUGCUGCAGCAGGUUGCAUCUAAGGAUUUGUUAACAAAUAUCCAGCAGCUCUUAGUUGUGACUCCUCCCAUCUUGAGCUCAGGCAUGUUUAUUAUGGUGGUGCGCAUGUUCUCUCUAAUGUGUUCCAACUGCCCCAGUCUGGCCGUGCAACUCAUGCAACAGAAUAUAGCAGAAACUCUCCGUUUCCUUCUGUGUGGAGCUUCAAAUGGCAGUUGUCAAGAACAGAUUGAUCUUGUACCACGUAGCCCACAGGAACUCUAUGAGCUUACUUCUCUUAUAUGUGAGCUUAUGCCAUGCCUGCCCAGAGAGGGAAUCUUUGCAGUCGAUACAAUGCUCAAAAAGGGAAACACUCAGAACACGGAUGGUGCAAUCUGGCAGUGGCGAGAUGACAGAGGCCUGUGGCAUCCAUAUAACAGAAUUGACAGUCGGAUAAUUGAGACAGCUCAUCAGAAUGGUGAAGAUGAGAUUAGCUUAUCCACCCUUGGACGUGUUUAUACUAUUGAUUUUAAUUCUAUGCAGCAGAUCAAUGAGGAUACAGGGACGGCUCGAGCAAUUCAGAGAAAACCCAACCCUUUAGCCAACCCCAACACCAGUGGUCAUUUGGAAGUAAAGAAGGAUGAUGCCAGGGCACAGCUGAUGAAGGAAGACCCCGAACUGGCAAAAUGCUUUAUAAAAACUUUGUUUGGUGUGCUGUAUGAAGUGUACAGUUCUUCAGCUGGACCUGCAGUCAGACACAAGUGCCUUAGAGCAAUUCUUAGGAUUAUUUAUUUUGCUGAUGCUGAACUUCUAAAAGAUGUGCUAAAAAAUCAUGCUGUAUCUAGUCACAUUGCUUCCAUGCUGUCCAGUCAGGAUCUGAAGAUUGUAGUCGGAGCAUUACAAAUGGCAGAGAUUUUAAUGCAGAAGUUACCCGACGUAUUUGGAGUUUAUUUCAGAAGAGAAGGUGUGAUGCACCAGGUGAAAAAUUUGGCUGAAUCGGAGACUCUCCUUACUAGCCCUCCCAAGGCUUGCACUAGUGGGAUUGGAAGUAUAUGUACAACUACAAUUAGUACAGCAACAACCACUGCUGCAGCCAAUGCAACCCCAGACCUAGGCUCUCCCAGCUUCCAGCACAGCAUGGAUGAUUCUCUGGAUCUGAGUCCCCAGGGUCGAUUAAGUGAUGUCCUAAAGAGAAAACGGCUGCCAAAGCGUGGUCCAAGAAGGCCAAAGUAUUCUCCUCCAAGAGACGAUGACAAAGUUGACCAUCAAGCUAAGAGUCCUACUACCACACAGUCUCCCAAAUCUUCCUUCUUGGCAAGUUUGAACCCUAAAACCUGGGGAAAAUUAAGCACUCAAACAAACAGCACCAACUCUGAACUGCCACGCACAGCUGGAGUCAGCGGUCUGGCACGGGUUCCUCCAAAAGACUCUGUAUCCAAUAACAGGGAUAAGAUUAGGGCUUGGAUAAAAGAGCAGGCCAGUAAGUUUGUGGAACGCUACUUCAGCUCUGAGAACGUGGAUACAAGCAAUCCUGCACUGAAUGUACUACAGAGACUUUGCACUGCUACCGAACAACUCAGUCUACAGGUGGAUGGUGGAAUUGAGUGCCUUGUAGAAAUCUGCAGUAUAGUCUCUGAGUCAGAUGUGUCCUCGUUUGAAAUCCAGCACAGUGGAUUUGUAAAACAACUGCUGCUUUAUUUGACAUCCAGAAGUGACAAAGACACUGUGAACCGUGAUGUCAGAUUAAAGAGAUUUCUGCAUGUGUUCUUUGGUUGUCCGCCCCCAGGACUAGAACCUCUUGGACGAUUAGAGCCUUUAGAAAAUGGACCGCUAAUGGCUCUUGUGCACAAAAUGAACAACUGUCUUAGCCAGAUGGAACAGUUCCCUGUUAAAGUGCACGACUUCCCCAGUGGGAAUGGAACAGGAAGCAGAGGAUCCCAGGCCUUGAAAUUCUUCAACACCCAUCAGCUAAAAUGCCAGCUUCAGAGACAUCCAGACUGUACUACCGUAAAACAGUGGAAGGGUGGCCCAGUGAAAAUAGAUCCUUUGGCUUUGGUACAGGCUAUUGAAAGAUACCUUGUUGUCAGAGGGUAUGGAAGAAUUCGUGAGGAAGAUGAAGACAGUGACGACGAUGGGUCAGAUGACGAAAUUGACGAAUCUCUGGCUGCACAGUUUUUGAAUUCGGGAAACAUGAGGCACAGGCUGCAGUUUUACAUUGGAGACCACUUACUACCAUACAACAUGACGGUGUACCAGGCAGUUAGACAGUUUAGUAUACAGGCUGAAGAGGAGCGCGAGUCCACAGACGAUGAAAGCAACCCCUUAGGAAGGGCUGGAAUCUGGACAAAGACCCAUACAAUAUGGUACAAGCCAGUGAGAGAAGAUGAAGAUAGCAAUAAGGAUGUGGUUGGUGGAAAGAGAGGACGUGCACAAACCGCACCAACUAAAACUUCCCCUCGAAAUUCAAAAAAGCAUGAUGAACUGUGGCAUGAUGGGGUGUGUCCUACAGUGGCAAACCCAUUAGAAAUUUACCUCCUUUCAGUCCCACCUGAAAACAUAACAUUUGAAGAUCCUUCUCUUGAUGUGAUCCUACUUCUAAGAGUUCUUCAAUCAAUAAGCAGAUACUGGUUUUAUCUAUACGAUAAUGCCACCUGCAAAGAGAUUAUUCCUACCAGUGAGUUUAUCAACAGCAAACUUACUGCAAAAGCUAACCGGCAACUUCAAGAUCCCUUGGUUAUCAUGACUGGUAACAUCCCACCGUGGCUAACAGAGCUUGGGAAAACCUGCCCAUUUUUCUUCCCCUUCGAUACCCGACAAAUGCUGUUCUAUGUAACAGCCUUUGAUCGAGAUCGGGCCAUGCAGCGGUUACUGGACACAAAUCCAGAAAUUAAUCAGUCUGAUUCCCAAGACAGCAGAGUUGCACCGCGAUUAGACAGGAAAAAGCGUACUAUAAACCGUGAAGAGUUAUUGAAACAAGCUGAAUCAGUAAUGCAAGAUCUUGGCAGCUCAAGAGCAAUGUUGGAAAUACAGUACGAAAAUGAAGUUGGAACUGGCCUGGGACCCACAUUGGAGUUUUAUGCACUUGUAUCUCAGGAACUGCAGAGAUCUGACCUUGGCUUAUGGAGAGGAGAGGAAGUUGCCUUGUCAAACCCAAAAGGAAGUCAGGAAGGGACCAAGUACAUCUUCAGUUCACGGGGUCUGUUUGCUGUUCCUUUUGGAAGGACGACUAAACCGGCUCAUAUAGCCAAGAUUAAGAUGAAGUUCCGUUUUCUGGGAAAAUUAAUGGCCAAGGCCAUCAUGGAUUUCAGAUUGUUGGACCUUCCUCUUGGGCUGCCAUUUUACAAGUGGAUGCUGCGUCAUGAGUCCUCGGUCAGCUCCCAUGACCUCAUUAACAUUGAUCCUGGUGUAGCCAAAUCAAUUCAUCACCUUGAGGACAUCAUCAGACAGAAAAAGAAACUGGAACAGGAUAGGACGCAGUCAAGGGAAUCUCUGCAGCAGUCUUUAGAAGGUCUGAACAUGAACGGUUGCUCUGUGGAAGACUUGGGUCUUGACUUCACUUUGCCAGGAUUUCCUAACAUUGAGUUGAAGAAAGGAGGCAAGGAUGUCCCAGUAAACAUCCACAAUCUAGAAGAGUACCUAAGGUUGGUUGUGUUCUGGACCUUGAAUGAAGGUGUUUCCAGGCAAUUUGAGUCAUUCAGGGAAGGAUUCGAGUCAGUCUUCCCUCUGCAGCACCUGCAGUAUUUCUAUCCUGAAGAGCUGGAUCAAUUGCUUUGUGGUAGCAAGUCAGAGACCUGGGAUGUUAAAACAUUAAUGGAGUGCUGUAGACCAGACCAUGGGUAUACCCAUGACAGUCGUGCCGUCAAGUUCCUGUUUGAAAUUCUCAGCAGUUUUGAUGCUGAGCACCAAAGGCUGUUUCUACAGUUUGUUACUGGUAGUCCACGACUACCUGUAGGAGGCUUCAGGAGUUUGAACCCCCCGCUGACAAUUGUCCGCAAGACAUUUGAGUCUACGGAGAAUCCUGAUGAUUUUCUGCCCUCUGUAAUGACCUGUGUCAACUAUCUCAAGUUACCAGACUACUCUAGUAUUGAUAUAAUGCGUCAAAAACUGUUGAUAGCUGCUAGAGAGGGGCAGCAGUCGUUCCAUCUCUCCUGAUUGCAACGUUUAAAUGCCUUUUACAGUAAGAGAGAGAGAGAGAGAAAUCAUGUUUUUUUUUUUUUUAUCACCUACACGAGGCAAUGUGUGUACAGCUGCCUUGCUGUAGAAAGCAGCCUGUGAAAUUAAAGACUUGAUAUACAUAUUUGCUGCCCCCUUCUCCUCCCACAAACUGAAAGACAUCACAUGCCCCACAGAUUUCACAGAAGACUAAUGAUAUGUCAUUAGUUGAAGAGUUAAAUUUUUUUUUUUUUUUUUUUUUUUGAUGGGUGACAUUUUAAACUUGCAUUGCUGUGUGAUACUUAAAAAGGGAUUUUUCUUUUUUUUUUUUUUUUUCAGGAUGGUAGAACAAUAAAUGUCACUGUGCAGUUUCAUUUUGGGGUGUGUGUUUCCAUCUAGCAAACUAUAGUUUUGUUCCAAAGAAUUUUUUUUUUGUACAGCCAUAAAUUUUGCAAACUUGCUCAUACUUCGGAUACGUUUUGAUUUAGCUCCACGUAUGUUCACUCGUCAUUUUCCCCCGUUUUUAGUUUGUCCAUUUACAUUGUUUGUAUAAUAUACCACCAGUGUGUGUGUGUUGUAUUUGGGUUCUUCUUUUUUGUGUAUUUCUUAAUCUUGCAGACAAAGUUGUUACAGGUGGUUGAAUGUGGGUAAAAAUCAAAACCCAAGUUUUUCCCCUAAAUUAAAAAUUGUGAAAUAGUCUCCAUUUUAAAGCGUUUCAUCACAUUGUUACAAAUAUAAUCAAAACGCUUUAAUGAUAGUAUUUUUCUUAGUGUAGGUCAUUUUUGCUGAAUCCCUGAAAGACACACUAGUUGCUGUGUACCAGAUUAUUUCUGGCAAAACAAAUCGUAUUAAUAAAAGCUGAGAGUGCUCCAUUUAUAUUUUGUAGUUUAGCAAAAUUGAGCUGGUCAAUUAUUUUAUUGUUUUAUGGCCAGAUAGCAUUUCAAGUUAAUGUAAGGAAAAAUGCAGUUCCUCGCUCUGUUGGCAGUGAGAUGGCAGUUUUUUCUAAUAUAUAUAUAUAUAUAUAUAUAUAUAUAUAUAUUUCUUGCUGUAGUGUUAUGUCCUUUAUUAUUAUUAUUUUUUUUGCACUGCUAGCUUGGAACAAACAGUUGAGCGCUCCUGACAUGUAUGGAUAUGGAUAAGGCACCUGUAAGCAAUGCUCUGUCCAACUGUUCAUGUGCUGGUUUCUGAGAUCUGCAAUAAUUUACUUCAUCGGGUUCAUGUUUUUACCUGAACAUAAAUAAAAUAACUGUUUGACUUGCUGCUUUUUUUUUUUUUCUUUUUAUUGUAUUGCGGUGGCAUUUUGUUGAUUUUUGUUUUUUGAUCACAUGUAAAGUUUAAAUAAUACUGAUUAAAACAAUCGAGUGAAUGCUUUUUAUUUAUUUUUUUUUUGGAAGGAGCUUCAAUAGGACUCGAUUUGCUCUGUAUUGUGCAACAACAGCAAUUCACCACUCAAGAGAUCGUUCUUGCUCUUGGGACAGACAUCUAGUUUCAGUGGGCCAACAAAGAAUUAUUUGGUGUUUAGAAGUAGCUGUUCUUAGUAGCUGUUGUUAGACAGCAUUACAGACCCUGAACCUUCAUAUUUGUAAUCUGGGUAAAGGUUUUGGGUGGGAAAGACUGACCCUUGUCACUUUUGUUAAACAUAGGUGCCAACACUCCAGUACUAUAAAUGUAAAUGGUUAAGACUGGAAGGGAGGUUUUUGGGUUUUUUUUUUGGUUCAUAAUUGAGAUGUUCUUGGAGUAGAUGCAUGAAGCACCUGAAAUUACAUUUUUAUCUCUUCCAAGUGUUCUUGACAUCCACAUUGUUUUAAUUUUCCCUGUAACAUUUAACAUGUACUCUGUUCCAAUCAUUCUCUCUUUUUGUUAAUUUAAUAAUCUUUAUAUUAAAAAUGAUAAUGGCA